CCUUCGUUUCAUCGAAGGUAGCAACAGAUCGUGCACGACAAGGGAGCACGGCGGCUCCAUGGCGGCACAUGCCUCAAAAGCCUGGCAACACGUCGCGCGGCUCGAUGCGCCAUUUGUGGACUUCGUACGAUUCAGUAUGUGACGCCACUUGGGCGAUGGCGCAACAGGAGCAGCAAAUGCUGAACGCGGCAUCUUCCAAGCAGUUUCCCGGGAUGCGGAAGGCAUCCCGGACGUUGGAGCGGACAAACCACACCACAACCGACGAAGCGCCGAAAAAUACCAUGGACACGAUCGCGUACGUUCGAGCGCGGCUCAUCGCGGCAGCGGAUGAAGUGAGCAAGUCCAGAACGAUCGUCACAGUAUCUUGCAUUUGCAUUGCUUUGUCUAUCGUGUCCUUCUUGACACUCACGUCGAUCUUGGCCCGUUGCAAUUGUUUGGAGUACAACACCAAAAAGAUGAAGGCAAUCCCAUAGAACACACCAUGCGCGAUUAGGACGACCACGAAGCGGACAAGGCCAAUGCGAUGGGUGACUUGCGCCAACGAAAUGCACGGACACACGAACGACAUGGCGCAGUUGGGGUAUACAUUCGAAAAGCAAUCGCAAAUACCGACCUUCCAGUACCCUAUGAUCAGACCGUUCUCAUCUUGCCCUCGCCCCAGUCGUCCAACAUCCAUGGCUGGAAUCGCCUGAGUGGAACGUGCGGUCGCGAUGGAUUGGGCAGGUUCACGACCUGCAUUCAUUUGGUAUGAUGAGGGCAGUUUGACAAGCAUCGAUGGUCGCGGAGAGGACUCUGCAUUUGGAGAUUCCACGUUUGUGCUGCGUUCGAGGCUCGGCGAUUUGCCUGGUGGACUGGAUCGUAUUGCCGAUGCGGGACAUGGUGAAGGGACUACGACGUCCUCGCUCGACGGCGUGAAAGAUCUGUCCAACGGAGCGAGCUUGAUGCUCAUGCGAGAUCGCGUGCUGAGGCGAAGAGACGACUCCGACAUGAUCGCGUCCUCAGAAGGCGCGGGAAUCUUGGACGGUUGUCGCUUCAUCUUUGGUGUUGC
Molecule: messenger RNA, 1048 nt
Organism: Aphanomyces invadans
Lineage: Eukaryota; Oomycota; Saprolegniomycetes; Saprolegniales; Verrucalvaceae
Exons: 2
Coding region: 69-473 (134 amino acids)
Source: RefSeq, a predicted model, not a curated record